Messenger RNA from Brienomyrus brachyistius, 6492 nucleotides. It is a transcript of the gene foxp4, whose product is annotated as forkhead box P4. Gene Ontology annotation, cellular component: nucleus. Lineage: Eukaryota; Metazoa; Chordata; Actinopteri; Osteoglossiformes; Mormyridae. Gene Ontology annotation, biological process: regulation of transcription by RNA polymerase II. Gene Ontology annotation, molecular function: RNA polymerase II cis-regulatory region sequence-specific DNA binding; DNA-binding transcription repressor activity, RNA polymerase II-specific. The record is from RefSeq and is a predicted model, not a curated record. The coding region runs from base 54 to 1871 and encodes 605 amino acids. The transcript has 15 exons.
UCACCCUCAUCCACUGACGUGCUUCCCGCAUACCCUGGCAGGUGCCCGUGUCCAUGGCAAUGAUGACCCCCCAGAUGAUCACACCCCAGCAGAUGCAGCAGAUCCUGUCCCCCCCGCAGCUGCAAGCCCUGCUCCAGCAGCAGCAGGCUCUCAUGCUCCAGCAGCUGCAGGAGUACUACAAGAAGCAACAGGAGCAGCUGCACCUCCAGCUUCUCACACAGCAACAGCAAGCAGGAAAGCAGGCCAAAGAGCAGCUGGGGAACAAACAGCUGGCCUUCCAGCAGCAGCUGAUCCAGAUGCAGCAGCUACAGCAGCAGCACCUUCUCAACCUGCAGAGGCAGGGCCUGGUGAGCCUGCAGCCGGGACAGGGGGCCGUGGCCAUGCCAGCCCUGCAGCAAGCCAUGUGCCCUGCUGACUUGCAGCAGCUUUGGAAGGAUGUGGCAGGCGUGCAGAGCACGGAGGACGCCAUGAAGCACGAGGGCCUCGACCUGAGCACCACCAGCUCCAACUCUACCUCAUACUCGGCCUCCAAGGUCUCACCUCAGAUCACCCACCACUCUCUGCCAAAUGGACAGAGCUCCAUUCACACUCCAAAGAGGGACAGAGCACGACUCUUUGAGUGGAUCUCGUCGUUCUCCAAGGCCGAGCCCGCCGAUGACCAUCUUGCGCCUCACUCAAAGGGAGGGUACCUGCAGAACACGCACUCAUCCCACGAAGAGCACACGGCUACCCACCCCCUCUACGGGCAUGGAGAAUGCAAGUGGCCUGGGUGUGAGGCUCUCUGUGAGGACAUGGGACAGUUCAUCAAGCACCUGAACAGCGAGCACGCCCUGGACGACCGCAGCACAGCACAGUGCCGGGUGCAGAUGCAGGUGGUUCAGCAGCUGGAGAUUCAGCUGGCCAAGGAGAGCGAGCGUCUGCAGGCCAUGAUGACACACCUGCACAUGCGCCCAUCGGAGCCAAAGCCUUUUAGCCAGCCGCUAAACCUGGCUUCCAGCGCCUCCAUCCUGAAGCGUGAGAGCGAUGCUUACCCUGAGGGCUUACCUCACCCGCCCACAUCGGCGGCGGCCCCCAUCACACCGCUGCGCCAGGGCCCCUCCGUCAUCAGCUCCUCUGGCCUGCACGGAGUCGGGCCCAUCCGCCGCCGCAACUCCGACAAGUUCUGCACCCCAAUCGCCUCAGAGCUUGCGCAGAAUUGCGAGUUCUACAAAAAUGCAGACGUCAGGCCCCCCUUCACCUACGCCUCGCUCAUACGACACGCCAUUCUGGAAGCCCCAGACAGGCAGCUGACGCUCAAUGAGAUCUACAACUGGUUCACGCGGAUGUUCGCAUACUUCAGGAGAAACACGGCGACGUGGAAGAACGCUGUCCGCCAUAACCUGAGCCUGCAUAAGUGCUUUGUGCGGGUAGAGAAUGUGAAAGGUGCCGUCUGGACCGUGGACGAAGUCGAGUACCAAAAGAGGAGACCACCAAAGAUGACCGGAAGCCCCACUCUGGUGAAGAAUAUGAUUUCGGGACUGGGAUUCGGAUCCCUCAACGCCAGUUACCAGGCGGCCCUGGCGGAGAGCAGCCUCAGCCUGCUGAACAGCCCCACCAUGGUGAAUACCUCCACUGGUGGCAGCCUCAACAUGAUGCACGUGGGUCAUGAUGACGUCAGCAGCACCGUGGAGCAAGUCAAUAGCAACGGCAGCUGCAGCCCUGGCCUUUCCCCGCAACAGUAUGGCCACCAGGUUCAUGUGAAGGAGGAGCCAGCAGAGAUGGAGGAGGAUAGCCGACCUGUGUCCCUCAUGGCGAAAGUCAGCCAGAACCUUGUGUUGCCGGGUGAUGAGCGGGAGAUAGAAGAGGACCUUCCGACUGAAGACCUGGAGUGAAGGGGCGGGGCCUGGAGCCAAGGGGUGGAGCCUGGAGCCAGGGGGCAUUGUGCAGUGACCCUCUUCCCCCUCCUGUAAAGCAAACGUUCCACGAAAAAAUAGAAAAACACAAGAGGAAACCAGUAUUGACACAAAACGCAAGAAAAACAAACAGGGUUAGACCUCACAUCUGCUCACCACCGUAAGUCUGCAAGUCUUUGGACCGUGCACAACACGCAAAAAAACGAAACAACGCACUGAAACAUCAUUUUCGUCGUCUUUUGCAUCGCUCUCUUUCUAUCCUAUAAGCGUUUGUGUCUGUGUUGUGUUUUUAUAUACACACACAGCUUUCGGUUGUCCCCCCCACUUCCCCUGGCAUUAAAUGACUCCCCUGUUAAAGUGCCCUCCCCCAAUCCGCGAUCGACACUGAUACCGUGAGCGACUCUGGGCCGCCAGUCCACGUACUGCUGUGGGGUAUUUGUCAAUGCAAGCAAACACACCAAAAUGCAUGUACAUAGUUUUGGAGUAAUUUUGGGAGGUAACUACCUCUUCUCACCAAUCGCGAGGGUCGUUUUCAGUCGGAAAAUGCCGCUUGGUGGCGGCGGGGAGGGGCAGCAGUGUCUUUAAAGAUUACCUCAGAUAUAUGUUAACUAAACGAAAAUCACUGAUCAGUAUCUGCAGCUGAGUUAUUCCCUCGAUUACUCCUGGUGUUUUUGUAUUAUUAUUACUACCGUUUGUUUUUAGAUUUAAUUUCGAGGGGACUGCUGCACAGCGCCGAGGUGCGGAUUCGGUAGCCGUGAAGCACUUCGGGUGGCGCGCAGAAAAACUUCCGGGAGAGAUGGCAGUGGCGCCUCUCGCUAAAGCUUCGGUUUCGUCCCCUUUUCUGUUUUUUUGUUUUUUUUUUGUCCUCGCAGGACUGGAAUGGCGGGCAGUUUGAAUUGUUCAUUCCCGUCACGGGGCAAUGUUGACCUUCGUAAUUCAGAAAAUGACUGCUUGUGACAUAGAAAAAAAAAAUACCCCGUAGAGCCCUUUUCGAGAGCUGUUUCUGUCAGAAUCGGAAAUCAUGACGUGUCAAGUAUUUUUUUUCCCUUAACAAUAACGGUGAAAAACGUUGUUUCCAAUACAAUAAUUAAGGGAAAACGCAUAAUUGAUUUCCUGCUUCGGUUUUUUUUUUUUAAGUAUUACUGGCAAGAUUUAUUUUUAAACAGGAAAACUGUUUGAAAUAGAAGUCCAUGUGUUUGAGACAAAAUUGUAGGUGGUGAUAAUGUGUACGCUAGGUAUUUUUAUUUUUAUUUUAUUUCCGAGGACCAGCUUUUUAAUGGUGGCAUGUCUGACUACAAGGCUUUUCUUUUUUUGGGGGGGGGGGGGGGUGCGGUAUUAUCUGCUAUAUAUGUUCUCACCAUUUCAGACUGGGCAAUUUGUGAUGUGCAGAUGUCUCCUGUUCAUUAUGGCUAAGUCACCUUUCUGAAUAUUGCCAGGUUUCAUCCUUUCUGUGUGGCAGAUUACUGAGAUUAGCACUUAACAUCUAAGGACGGGGCAGGAGGCACGGUCACACUGGGGUCCGCUCACUAAGGAGGGAAGAACAUUUUCGCCUGAACAUGAAGCGUGACCAUGAGCUCCAGAUCCUUAUCUUAUCGCCUGCUUGGCAAUAAAGGAUGUAAAGUUUUGUUACCAAGAAUUGACUCCAUCUAAACCCUUAAGAAUCCACCCCUACUGCAUACAGUAAUUGCUGUCAGUUUCAUUUUCUGCGUGACAUUAGCUGCAAUACGAAGCGUUGCUUUAAAAACGAAAUAUAUAUGUGUGUAUAUAUAUAUAUAUAUAUAUAUAUAAACUUGCAGUCACAGAAUACCUCAUUCCAUGAAGAUCCCACCUGAACAACGGUAUCCAUUAAAGAAAAAAUCAUCUAGAGAAUUUUCGACGUGGAUAAUUGGCGCUGCAUCCCUUGAUAUCAGUUAUACACGUUCCACGCAUUUUAGAUGUAUGAAGCUCCUUGCAGUUCACUGUGUGAGUUGACUUUCUUGAAAUGGCACCUAAGAACUUAGUUUUAUUUAAUUUUUGUCAUUGAGCACAACGGCAUCUCCUCCCCUUUCCUACAGUGCCAUACCAAAUUUAACAAAUAACUUUAUGUAUUUUUUCCCAUUUUGCUUUUGUUACAGGUUACCAAAGAAACGUGUAGUAAACCAAAAACCCUUAUGUUUUUCUUUCUUCCUUCCAAAAAAAAAAAACAAACAAUGCUGGCCAAAUGAAUACAGAUCUGUAAUUUAAAUUAUUGUUAUUCUUUUAAGUUUAAUGAUUUCAUUAUCUUACAGUACAGAGCAUUCCAAAAACCAAAGUAAUACCACGAAGAAAACUGAGAAUUGGGUUGCUUGAAAGCUUUGAAAAUGUCCGUCAUCUGGGGUGAAGAAUCCAUCAUGCGUACAGAAAAAGGGCCAGAAACCUACAGUAUUAAAGUACAAACCUGCGGUUCGUUAGUAAGAAGAAAGCACUUACCCCUUGUCUCAGGCUACACCAGUGUUGAAAACACAACCCUAAAAAGCUUCUUGGUAGACGAUUGCAAAGAAUUAUUUUACCCUUUUAAGGCACUUGAACAUGAUCGUAAUAUUGCCUGUAUGUGAGAGUGACACUCGGACAGUAAUAUUACCUGUAGUGAAACUCUGAGUCAGUGUUCGUUGUGAUGUUGCAGUUCUCGACCCCCAUGCUCCCCCAGCCUCAGUAUACAUACACUUAGGUGGACUGAAUAACAGAUAUAAUACCAAAAAUAGAAAAAACAGGUAUUCCAGGCACAUAAUGAAACCACUCCACCGAUAUAUAUAAUGCAGCUUUAGAGUUACGUUUGUAGGCCAUAGUUGUAAAUUGGACGUACCUUGAAAUGGACUGUUUUUGUUUGUUUCAUUUUUUGUCUUUUUUUGGUGCUGCCGGUGUUCCUGAAAUGCCAAUAUCAUCCCUAUCGGUAGCGGGAUGAUGCCAGGAACGAGCAGAAUACCACUAGCAUUGCUGCGGGUCGAAAAGGCGGGGGCUGUCAGAGUGAUGUCCUGCAGACUCGUACCAACACUUCCGCGACAUACAGGAAGGACUUUCCUGAAGACUUGCACACAUGGACAAAGAGUGUGUGUGUUUAUAUACUGCUUUGAAGAAAGAGGUCAGAUUCCUGUUAAGCCGGAGGGGAGGGGGGGGGGGGGGGUCGUUUCCCCAGGAAAAUCAGUGCCCGUAACAGUCAUUCUGUAUGCGUUUGUGUUUUUAUUUUUUUGCCCAAGGAUUAAACUUUCAAAUUUCUCAAUGUCGAAGGAGUAUUUUUACAGCAUUCAAAUGGCUAAAUAUAUCCAAAAAUCUAUCUGGUAAACAUGACAGCUUUGCAGGUUAUAGCCAAGGUUUUAGGAAACGAGGCAAAGACCAAAAACACUACCUCCUCCAAAAAUGGUUCACCCCGUAGACGGCCAGUGCUGAAUGUCCACAUGGAAUAAAUGUGUCCUUUUUCUUUAUUAAUAAUAACUGAAUAUACCAAAAUACAGUUUACUUUAGCAACAGGACAGACUGGCACAUUUGCCCGGCUACCUGUUCUCCAAAUUCAUGAGUACGGACAGAAAAUAACAUAUUACGUUGAAAAAGAUGACUACCUCUCCCAAACACUGAGAUGUAUUAAGCAUGAGCAUGAGUGAUCAGCGUAUCUGUAAGGUUUACAGAGGAUACAUACUCACCAUCUUGAAGCAAUCCUAUCAUAUUCUCUAUAAACAGGCCCUCAAUACGGAGGCUUAACUGUGCGCUGUGAUUCCACGUGCAUGAUAGAGUCCACGAUCACGCCAUGCCAGUGAGUGCAGUUGGGAUGACUGGGCAAUAGGGGGCGCUCAAGAGGGCAGUCAGUGGGGUGUCGGAGCCGACGACGGGCACGACUCAUUAUUGCGGGUGCUUUUGGGCCAAAUACAAACGUGUGCUUUUAAGGUAACAACCAGUUCUGUCCAAGCGCUGUGGGGGAUGUAUUUCCUUAUUCUUGCACCAUCCCAGAGAAUGUGGGAAAAUGGCGGCAGGCGUCUAGAGAGCUUCAGCUGUCGCUCGCACCGGGAACACGCGGCCGUCCCUUUUGAGGGGCCACGUCACUGACGACAGGAAGUUGUCUUUAGGAGGCAGGACCACUGAAUUUAUGGGGGAGGGGGGUUAACAAGAUAUCCAAAGAGUAGAGCAGAGCUUGUUGACUCACUAUGCCCACAACAAGGACAAAAAGUGUAUAAAGUAAUCUUUCACAGUAAAGGGACAGCUGCAUUUCAAAAGAAAAAAAAAAAACACAAAAAAAUAAUGUCGGUUGUGUGUUAAGGUACACCUGUAAACAGAGUCCUUUUCUAAGAUGUAGAUUGACAUCGGUUGAUGAUAUUAGCGGAUCUUUGAAACAAUUAUUUUACUUUCCAGCCUUGAUGUUAUGAUGUAUUGUAUAUUACCGCUUGGUUUAACUCUCCAGGGCAUUUUUUCCAUUCUUUAUUUUUUAAUUUUCUUGUUUUUUUUUCUCCCUGCACCUGUUUAGCUGUUGUAAAGCUUUGAGCUCAGAAUGCCUAUACUGUAUCGCUUAUGCUAAAGUGUAUGUAUUUAUCAUACUAAGUGCUGCAGGUAUCAUGGUUAAAUAGUUUUUUUUUUUUUUUUUUUCUCUUCUAUUUUU